GAGAGGUGGAAAGGUUACUACGAGAGUACACCCAAAACCAGGAAAUGGUACGAAAUAUUGGUUCCCAUUACUACCAGAUUAUAUAUCCAGUUCAACUACGACAGCAUAAGAAAAUGGGCAUUUCGACAAGGGAGAUAGGGUCUUCUAAGGUACGCAAUGCCCGGAGUACGAGAGGACAGGCAAACGAUGGCAGUGCCUCAUCGAGUUCAUCAGGAUAUUCCAGCAGAACUCGCCCAAGUAAAACCGGCAAGCACUUUCAUCGCACAUCACUCCUCAUCAAAGCCUUCAACCACAAAUUUCGUCUGGAUCUCGAGCUGAACACACAACUCAUCGCACCAAAUAUUGCUCAAAAACACUACCUGGCUAAUGGAGCCGAAUAUGAAUCAAAAAGGGAUAUCGAGCAUUGUUAUUAUCACGGGACAGUCCAGGACUAUCCAGGUGCCACGGCAGCUUUCCACACUUGUAAUGGAGUCAGCGGGGUUAUCCAUGUAGGCAACGAAACUUUCGUCAUUCAUCCAUUCUACGGAGGUGAUCUUUCGAAGCAUCCUCAUUUGAUAUUUGAGACUCGCACCAAAGCCAACAAUGGAUGCGCCAAUUCAGGCCACAUGGAAUGGAGACUCAAUCCCAUCUCUGGGUUUUUUCCACAUACGAUGACAAGAGUUAAGAAGGACGUCAGAGAGGCCACGAAGUACAUCGAAACUGCCCUGGUGAUCGACAAGGCGAUGUUCGAUAAAAGAAACGGAAGUACUAGAGGCGAAGUUGUGCACGAUGCGAUACAAGUGGCCAACAUCGCGGACCUGUAUUUCCGGACACUGAAUACCAGGGUGUCGGUAGUAUACGUGGAAACUUGGCAGGGUGCGAACCAAGCAACAAUCAAACCCAACGAAGACAUUGGUGAAGCUCUUGUCAAUUUCAACGAUUAUACCGCUAGAAAACUCUUCAAAAUAGAAAAAGAUACCACCCAACUUCUGACUGGUGAAUUUUUUGAGGGUGGUAAAGCAGGCAAGGCGGUUCCAGCCACUGUUUGCACUUCUAAAUCCGUAGGAAUAAGCGUCGACAUCAAUACGUAUGAACCACACUUGUUGGCUGGAACCAUGGCUCAUAUGAUCGGUCACAAUAUUGGAAUGGGUCACGACGAUGGAAGGCAGGAAUGUUCCUGCAGGGAUUGGCAUGGAUGCAUUAUGGCUCAAGCAAUAGUAGGACUCAACAACGUACAGCCUUACAAAUUUUCUGAGUGCAGUAAAUCAGACUACAUCGAUAGGUUGAGGACGGGUAACGGAAUUUGCCUUCUCAACAAACCAAAUGAGCUCACGGAUCACAGGACUUGCGGCAACAGCAUAGUCGAAGAUGGCGAGGAAUGUGAUUGUGGAAGCAUCGAAAACUGUCACAAAAAUAACCCAUGCUGCGAUCCAAUAACUUGCAAGCUGACUAAAGAAUCGCAGUGUGCUUCGGGUGCGUGUUGUGAAGAUUGUCAACUGAAAGACAUGGGUGUAAUUUGUCGAGAAGCGACCAAUGAGUGCGAUCUGCCAGAACAGUGUACAGGAGUUUCUGGAGAAUGUCCUGUGGAUAUUUUCAAGAAGAACGGUACUCCCUGUGAGAAAGAGAGUGGGUACUGUUUCGAUGGAGUUUGUCCUACAUUGACGUUGCAGUGCGAACGUAUUUGGGGAUACGGAGGUAUAGCAGCAGACACUCAAUGUUUCGAACAAUUCAAUUCGAAGGGAUCGAUAAAUGGACAUUGCGGCAGUGACACUACUGGACGUUUUCUGAAAUGCUCGCCUGAAAAUGUAAGAUGUGGGUCCCUCCAGUGCCAACAUGGAAACCGAUAUCCUGUCGUCGCUGGCUUGGAUCAGUCUCAAGAUCAUUCGAGAACGAUAAUUUCGAUCAAAGGGCGCGAAUAUGAGUGCAAGACAACAACGGGACAGAAAACUGGAAAAGACGAAGAGGAUCUACCACUUUUGGGACUCGUACGAGAUGGCACGCCUUGCGGAGAAAACCUCAUUUGCCUUAAUCAAACUUGUACCAGCAUAUUUCCUCAUGUUAAGCAAGAAAAAUGUCCUUCAAAUCAUGCUAGCAUGGAGUGUUCUGGACACGGGUUUUGUACGAAUCAAAACAAGUGUUUCUGCGAACUGGGGUGGACUGGUACCGAUUGCUCAAUCCAAGUAGAAUUAACCCCCGCCCCUCCAAUUGCCACGCCGCCUCCUGAUAUUUCUCCGACCAAUCUCCAGGAUCACAUGAAAAAGAAAGAAACCCCCUACGAGGACUAUCAUGGUUCGAACACGAUUUUUCUCGUGGGCACUCUCAUGUCGGUGGUAGGGGGUGUGUUCGUUGUAUUCGCAACUAUGGCCCUUUGCUACAGGUCAGUCGUAGUACACAAAAACUUCUCGCUCUGUCUAAGAAGGAAGACGACCGUUCGCAAAUACGAAAAGGCAUACAAACCGCCUAUCCCCAAAAACUACAUCCUCACAACAGGAAAUCACUCUCAAGAGGACUCUAUAGAUAAUUCUAACCAGAUACUGACGCUCGGUUCCGAGAGGAAGUACAAAGAACACAAGCUGCAACAACUAAAACGUGUUGGAGUUGGAUCUGCUAGUGAAGAUGACCAAGGACUUUCAGGUGAAGAAGAAUCUGUCUCGUUUAUAGACCUCCAACACAACAAUCUCAAACUUCCUGAGAAGAAGGGUAUUCUCAAGAAGCAUGACUACGGUUUGAUGAUCGGAGAUGGAGCAUUGAAAAUAGUGGAAAGAACACUGAAAACCCUGAAUGGUUAUCAUGAGGAUAUUAUUAAAGCCCUCAGAAACGCUGCUUCCCGAAGAGGAACGUUAACGCCUAGUGGUAGCAGUGGUGUUUUGAGCGAAGAACUUCUGCGAAGAAGUUUAGCACAGUGUGCCGAGAGCUACUCGGACUACAAAAGAAGUUCAAGCAAGGAAAAUAUUUGUGAGCAGCAGGUAGAACACGAAGAAGAGGAUGAAGAAGAAGUACCGCCAGUAGGUCCAAUCCGUAUUCGAAAUCUCGAAGAUCUCAUUCGACAACUUGAACAUCAUUCACGCCACAUGAGUCCGAGUGGAUCAGAGGAUAUACGGAUGUCGGAAACAGAAGCAGAUCGGCAUUAUCGACAAGAAUCCUCCUCGGCGUGCAGCGAGAGUUCCCACCAAUCGCAUAAUAGGGACUCACGGUUCGUGUAUGGGAGAUACAGGCAACCAACGGGCAGGUUACCCUAUCCCCAUCCCCUAACCCAUCAUCAGGCCGAGGAGGAGAGUAUUUACGAAUCUGCUGACCACGACAGGGGGGCACCAUGUGGCGACACUCCUGAUAGCGAAAGUGAUGACUUUAUUCAAGCUCAACAACAGCUAGCCCGGUGGGCCAGUGAGGACGCCGUGGGGCAGGCGGGCACCAGCGGCAGCGCCGGCGUUGGAGGCGUCGUGCCGCGGGAGUACUAUCCUUCUCCCAGCAGUUCCACCAGCGAGGAACCGCCCAGCAUCGCAAGAGCGCCUGUCCCGAUCCCAGGCCACGUGCCAAUAAGCCAUCCCCACCCAGACCACGCGACCAUCCACCGACCCAAAAGGUAUCCGGAAUAUAAACACUGAUAGUGACUGAAAAGUGACGUCGGGACGCUGCGGCCGCGGCCUGACUCGUCUCUUCCAACCUACACCCGUGCGAGAUACCACGAAUUCCGGCAUUCCCUCUCGUUACUGGGACAAUCGAGUUCUCGGUUAGACGAAGACGCCCUGUAAAAAUCAGUUGAGAUUUUCAAAGAGUGUUCAUUUUUAUGGCCGAAUUUGUUGGCCGUGAUCUGCAGGUUUUCAUACCUCUUGCGGUAGACAUCAUCAAAGGCGAUGAGAUAUCCUCACAGCAGAUGCUACUUUUUUCAGGGUUUAGAUUUCUGGUUUCAUUCUAUAGGUGAAAGACGAGCUUCAUUCUUUUUGGUUGCAUUAAUUGGCCCAAAUCGUAAACAGUUGAUUGCAGGAAGCCAGACUUCAUUGAUAAUUUUCUCAUUUUUCCGGCUGUAUUUUCUCCUUUCUUGAAAUUGUCUGUAUGUUUCUCCGAAUUGGGGACAAAUCUGGAAAAACAAUCAAUAUUCAGGCAAAUGAAAACUAUCAGAGAGAGUUUCAACGUCUGCUAAAGACCUUAGAGCUGCAGAUCGGUCUACAUCGAAAUCACGAAAAGAAGUUAAAAUACCCGACUCUCUGAAGACAAGAGAAAUUGUAACCUUAGACUUACCGAAAAAUCAGCAGUAACGGAUCACACAGCGAAGGCAUCGACAUUAUUGCUUUCGAAGAGACAGAACACAGAACUAAUAUCCAAGACUAUAUAGGGAGGUGAUAGAGAUUCAGAAACACAAAGAAAGUCUGUAAACGAAUCAGGUUAAGUCAUUAGAAUGAAGCCACGCUCACCACGGGUGGAAUAAAACCGCAGAUCAAAAGCUUGAAUAGUAGUAUCCGCUGUAUGGAGUAGUUUGUCUGUUGUGUCAUCGAGGUUGUUGCUAACAUGUGAACCAGCAGACCAUGGCCAACAAACCCGGAAAAUAGCUUUCAUACGUGAGAUUUGGUUAUUAUCACCAUCGAAUGUUAAAUAUUUUUCAUCGGUUAUUGGCAUUGCAAAUAAUUUUUGAAAAGUAAAAAAUUGAUAAAAGCAUAAAAAUAGUUACCAGCUGAAAAAUAAUGUUCUCUUCACAGAAAAAUAACUUCUAUCUAAGGUACAAGAGACGAAAUUGGUGACUUUUUUAGAGACGGAAAAUUGUUUUUCCCGAUUUUUACUGAAAAUAGAACUCCGUACGAUGAAAGUUGU
This is a messenger RNA of Leptinotarsa decemlineata (Colorado potato beetle), 4785 nucleotides long. It is a transcript of the gene mmd, whose product is annotated as disintegrin and metalloproteinase domain-containing protein mind-meld. Lineage: Eukaryota; Metazoa; Arthropoda; Insecta; Coleoptera; Chrysomelidae. Gene Ontology annotation, molecular function: metalloendopeptidase activity. The record is from RefSeq and is a predicted model, not a curated record. Gene Ontology annotation, biological process: proteolysis.